Molecule: messenger RNA, 14175 nt
Organism: Coregonus sp. 'balchen'
Lineage: Eukaryota; Metazoa; Chordata; Actinopteri; Salmoniformes; Salmonidae
Source: the annotation of a GenBank genome assembly
AUGUCCAUGGCCAUGGCUUACCAACAGAAGCUAGCUGAGAAGCUCACCAUCCUCAACGACAGAGGGAGAGGGGUGCUGCUACGUAUGAACUACAUCAAGAAGGUGAGCGAGACGAGUCGGUCCGUUGAGGAGAACGGCGACGCUUGACAAAUAAGAAAAAAAGAAAAAAAAUGGAACUUGAAGGAAAAAGUCGCAGGUUUCUUCUCCCUGAUACGUUCAAAGCUUUUUUGCCCCGUUUAUAGUGGAGAACGGUGUGGAUGGAAACACUGGGAUGGGAAAUGAUCAAUGAUUAACAUUUUUGAAUUUAAAGAUCUCUCAAUAUAGUUAGCUUGGUGGCUGCUGCUGUAAGAAUAUAUAUUUUCUGAGUGUCAGCUUGCCCUGAAGAGGAAGUUCACACAGGAAACCAGACUGAUCUGCAUUCAGUCAGACUUGUGCUGCUGCACACUCAGAAAGCCUCACCACAGAUCUGCUAUCUACCGUGUCAAAAUAUUGGUCUCACUUUCAACGAAAUACAGCCUAACUUUUCAGGCUCCAUAAAUACUUUAUUAGUAGGUCUAUCAUACAUGUCAGGAGCCAAAUAACCAAAUUAGAUAAUACUAAAUUAAUUUGUUCAUUUCCUGAAUUGAGUGAAUCAAAAUGUCAUUGACCCCAACCCCAACCCGGGUUCUUUUGCAGACAUGCUCGGAUCCCAAGCUUCGGCCACAAUACCUGACGGACAAGACCAUGGAAGCGUCUGUCAAAUACAUCAACAAGAAGUUCCCCAACAUAGACUUCAGGGGAAACAGUGUAAGUAGCUACUCUCAAUCCACCCCUUAAUCUUAGAAAAUAAAAACGUGUAAUGAUAAUCUGUAAAAGGUGUAGUGAUAAUCAGUCAAACGUUUAGUGAUAAUCAGUCAAAUGUAUCUAAUGUGAUGUGAUGUCUUUAAUGAAAGCAGCAGCAUCUGACAGGCAUCCAGAGACAGAAGACUGAGGUGAUGACCACUAUGUCUAGUUACUAUGACUCAUUCAUAGACGUCAUGGAGUUCAGGGUGAGUCUGUCUAUACCACUGUUUCCCAAACUCUCCUCCAGGACCCCCCCUCAGCCAGGUCCACUUAUUUUUAUGUAUUGCUGCUAAUCAACUAAUCUAAUCUAAUCUAAUCUAAUCUAAUUUUAUUUGCCACAUGUGCCGAAUACAACAGGUGUAGACAUUACAGUGAAAUGCUUACUUACAGGCCCUUAACCAACAGUGCAGUUUAAGAAAAAAAUAAAAAAUAGCAAAAAGUUAAAGAGCAGCAGUAAAAUGAAAUAACAUUAGGGAGGUUAUAUACAGGGGGUACCGUUACAGAGUCAAUGUGCGGGGGCACCGGUUAGUCGAGGUAAUUGAGGUAAUAUGUACAUGUGGGUAGAGUUAAAGUGACUAUGCAUAAAUAAUAAACAGAGUAGCAGCAGCAUAAAAGAGGGGGAUUGAGUGGGUUGGGGGGGCAAUGCAAAUAGUCUGGGUAGCCAUGAUUAGCUGUUCAGGAGUCUUAUGGCUUGGGGGUAGAAGCCUUUUGGACCUAGACUUGGCGCUCCGGUACCACUUGCCGUGCGGUAGCAGAGAGAACAGUCCAUGAUUAGGGUGGCUGGAGUCUUUGAUAAUUUUUAGAACCUUCCUCUGACACCGCCUGGUAUAGAGGUCCUGGAUGGCAGGAAGCUUGGCCCCAGUGACGUACUGGGCCGUACGCACUACCCUCUGUAGCGCCUUGCGGUCGGAGGCAAAGCAGUUGCCAUACCAGGCGGUGAUGCAACCAGUCAGGAUAAUCUUGAUGGUGUAGCUUUUUGAGGAUCUGAGGACCCAUGCCAAAUCUUUUCAGUCUCAUUUUUACAUUUACAUUUGAGUCAUUUAGCAGAAGCUCUUAUCCAGAGCGACUUACAGUUAGUGAGUGCAUACAUUUUCAUACAGGCCCCCCCGUGGGAAUCAAACUCACAACCCUGGCGUUGCAAGCUCCAUGCUCUACCAACUGAGCUACACGGGGCCCUGAGGGGGAAGAGGCUUUGUUGUGCCCUCUUCACGACCAUGACAGUUUGUUGUUGAUGUGGACGUCAUCAAGUCCUUCAUUAGUUGAAUCAGGUGUUCUAAUUGUGGAAUACAUGGAAUGUGUGGAACUGGCUAGGGAUACACAAAGAAAAGUUUGGGAAGUACUGUUCCAUACAGGUAUUACCGCAUUGGUAUUCAAAAGCACAAAACGACAAUUAUCCAAACAGAAUUAACAUAUAAAGUGACUUUUUGCUCCCGCGACUGAAAUAAUAUACAUUUCAAGGGGAGUCAAAUUCGAGUUCUGUUAUUGUACAGAUGAAAGUGUGUGCUGUGCCUCGGGGGGCGUAUUCAUUAUGUGUGAUGAAGGUCACAGUAGCAGACUGUAGGUGGGUCAUGCAAUAAUAAAGAGAUUAUUAUGAUGAUAAUACAAUCAAAUAAUACACAUCAAUCUAUCACCCAAUUUCAGAAUAGAAAAUGGAAAACAUAUUAUGAAAAACAAAAUAAUACACGCAAAUGUUUUGCUCAAUUUCUUUGGAUAGGCUGUGGCAUUUCUAAAAAGGACUGUAUUAUUCAUAAUGAUCCCACGAGGAUAGCUGUGAGUUGCAGGUGUUUAAUCCUUCUUGACGUCUGUACUGUUACAGAGCAACAUGAACGCAUCAACCCACUGCAUUAUUUGACGUCUGUACUGUUACAGAGCAACAUGAACGCAUCAACCCACUGCAUUAUUUGACGUCUGUACUGUUACAGAGCAACAUGAACGCAUCAACCCACUGCAUUAUUUGACGUCUGUACUGUUACAGAGCAACAUGAACGCAUCAACCCACUGCAUUAUUUUUUACAUCUUAUCUGGCUGUGCCGAGUCUGUGUUCUGACCACAGAUUAACUAUUUUUUCAGGAUCAUGUUUAUGAACUGCUGAAUACAAUUGACGCCUGCCAGUGUUUCUUCAAUAUUGUGAGUACAACAUCCCACAAUAGUGGAUAGGAUAGGGGAUCUACUUUGCCCCCUUAGGGCCACCGUAGGUAUCACAACACACAGUUAAUUUAUAAGUUAUCAUGUUAACCUGCUUUUUUAACCGGCAUCAUCCAUUCAUUCAUUUAUUCAUUCAUCAGGCGGUGAACUUUGACUUCACCAAGAACUACCUGGAGCUGAUCAUCACCUAUACGUCUGUAAUCUUCAUGCUUUCACGCAUCGAGGACAAGAAGGUCCUGGUGGCCAUGUACAACUGUGCUCACGAGAUGUCCAACGGUAGCAGGUGGGACCCAGUUACGUCUAUCAUCUAUUCAAAUACAGUCGAUUCAGGAAGUGAUUCGGAAUUCAAUUUGAAAUGGAAACAAUCCUCAUUGAAAAAUGAAUGAGCUCAUAUUCAAUACAUCUUUCGUUGACAUUUCUGAACAGACAAUGAAUGGAUUUCUUUUCAUAUGCAAAUACAUAACCAGAUCAAAUACUCACACUGCAAGGUCAUUUUCACUAUUAAUUCCAUUUUUGACAGAAAUAAUCUGAGAUAGGCUUUUCCCACUCAUUCAAUGGAAGAUGGCGUUUAAAUGUUAGUUCAUGACAGAAAACCUGAUGUUUUCAUCAUUCAGUAAAGGAUGGUAUUAGCUGCAUGUGAGAGUGUGAUUUGAAGGAGUCAGGCGCAGGAGGGUAAAUCACAGAAUACAGAGUUUAUUCCGUAGUACACAGUUACGCUGGAUAGCGUCAACAGCACAGGGCGUAAUACAGGUGCACUGGAACACAAUACAGGCACACGGGGAGAAAUAACCCCGGGCAAUACAAAGUACGGGUGGCUCAACCGAGCUACACUCAUCUUCACAUAAAACAAUCACCCACAAGGACAAGGGGGCCAGAGGGAACACUUAUACACGGACUAAUGAGGGGAUAAGAACCAGGUGUGUGUAAUUGACAAGACAAGACAAAUGGAAUGAUGAGAUAUGGAGCGGCAGUGGUUAGUAAGCCGGUGACGAUGAACGCCGAAACCUGCCCGAGCAAGGAGGAGGGGCAGCCUCGGCGGAAGUCGUGACAUUGCAGUACAGCUAGGCAACACCCAGUCACAACUACUUAAAUCCUCUUAGCUAUUAAUAUAGCCAAGCGUCUCAAAGAUGAUUACCCAUAAUUGUCCCUAACUAAUAGCUGUUUAAUUGGCAAUAACAACACAUCCUUCCCUUCAUGUCCAACAUUUCCCAGAGUGCAUAACAGUACAAUUACAUUUUCAGUCCAUUUCACACCAUAUUUAUUUACGUAGCCAAAAUGGCAGGAGGACGUUUAUCUUGAUCAAAGACGCUAAGGAGGAGGAAAUACUGUACAGACGGGGAAACAAAGAAAUGUAAUGUCGCAGUCAUCUUCCACCAGUCACUUCAUAAUAAUCCUCAGUGGUUGGAGACGGAGAGCCACUGGAGUUUAGAAGGAGAGGUGUACUUUAACACUAUAGCAGAGGGCCUCUCAUACAGCUCCUAUUCAAAAACAGGGAACAUUUAUGACACUUGAAAGGAUGGUGAAUCUGAUUUCCUUUUGUGUGGCUGAGAAAGAAGAUAGUCAGUCAUGGAGUGGCACCACAUGAUAAAGAGGAUAGUCAGUUAUGGAGUGGCACCACAUGAGAAAGAAGAUAGUCAGUUAUGGAGUGGCACCACAUGAGAAAGAAGAUAGUCAGUUAUGGAGUGGCACCACAUGAGAAAGAAGAUACUCAGUUAUGGAGUGGCACCACAUGAGAAAGAAGAUACUCAGUUAUGGAGUGGCACCACAUGAGAAAGAGGAUAGUCAGUUAUGGAGUGGCACCACAUGAGAAAGAAGAUAGUCAGUUAUGGAGUGGCACCACAUGAGAAAGAAGAUAGUCAGUUAUGGAGUGGCACCACAUGAGAAAGAAGAUAGUCAGUUAUGGAGUGGCACCACAUUUUAUUGCUGUUGGUAAGAGUUAGUACUGUACAUGGCAGUGUAUGUGUAUACAUUAAUCAUGUAUGAUUAAUUGAUUGUUUGAUUGAUUGAUUGUUUGAUUGAUCCUCCAGUGACCCUGCGUAUCCCCGUCUGUCUCAGAUGUUUAUGGAGUAUGAACAGCCCAUUAAGAAACUCACUGAGGAGUUCGGCCCUCACACUAAGGUAAUGUCAACUAAAUAUUCACUUGGGUAAUGUCCGCUGCAUAUUCAAUAGGGUAAUGUCAACUUAAUAUUCACUAAGGUAAUAUUAACUUCAUAUUCACUAGGGUAAUGUCCGCUGCAUGUUCACUAGGGUGAUGUCAACUUCAUAUUCACUAGGGUGAUGUCAACUUCAUAUUCACUAGGGUAAUGUCCGCUGCAUGUUCACUAGGGUAAUGUCAACUUCAUAUUCACUAGGGUAAUGUCCGCUGCAUGUUCACUAGGGUAAUGUCAACUUCAUAUUCACUAGGGUAAUGUCCGCUGCAUGUUCACUAGGGUGAUGUCAACUUCAUAUUCACUAAGGUAAUGUCCGCUGCAUGUUCACUAGGGUGAUGUCAACUUCAUAUUCACUAGGGUAAUGUCCGCUGCAUGUUCACUAGGGUGAUGUCAACUUCAUAUUCACUAGGGUAAUGUCCGCUGCAUGUUCACUAGGGUGAUGUCAACUUCAUAUUCACUAGGGUAAUGUCCGCUGCAUGUUCACUAGGGUGAUGUCAACUUCAUAUUCACUAGGGUAAUGUCAACUUCAUGUUCACUAGGGUGAUGUCAACUGCAUGUUCACUAAGGUAAUGUCCGCUGCAUGUUCACUAGGGUGAUGUCAACUUCAUAUUCACUAGGGUAAUGUCAACUUCAUGUUCACUAGGGUGAUGUCAACUGCAUGUUCACUAAGGUAAUGUUUGCUCUAGCCUGCCUGGAGCGCCAGAUAGUUUUUUUUUAGUUUUGUGAUGUUUCCAUUGUUCCAUUAAGCCAGGCAAGCACAGAAAACGUUUUUUAAUUGAACCGAAGUCUGAUCUGAAGUCAAGGGGUCCCAAGCCAGAGGUCGGGGUUGACCAGUGAACUCUAUAACAGGACAGUUCCCCUGUUGUUGUACCUUCUACAUAUAUCAGACCAGAGCUUCACUAUCCUUUUACAAAUAUUAUUAUUACCAGAAAGGUUGACUGAGAACACGUUCUCAGCAACAACCUGGUGAAUAGUUAAAGGAGAUGAAUGAGCCAAUUGGAAGCUGGGUAUGAUUAGGUGGACAUGAUGGCGUGAGGGCCAGAUUGUGAAUUUAGCCAGGACACCAGAGUUAUCACCCCUACAAUAAGCGCCAUGGGAUCUUUAGUGACCACAGAGAGUCAGGACACGCGUUCAAUUUGCCUCCGAAAAACAGCACCCUUCACAGGGAAAUUUCCCCAAUCACAGAGGAAAGAGUGCCUCCUACUGGUCUCCCAUCCAGGACCAACCCUGCUUAGCCUCAGAUGGAAGCCAGCAGUGGGAUGCAGGGUGGUAUGCUGCUGGCUAGCUUCACUAUCCUUCUACAGAUAUCAGACCAGAGCUACACUAUCCUUCUACAGAUAUCAGACCUGAGCUUCACUAUCCUUCUACAGAUAUCAGACCAGAGCUUCACUAUCCUUAUACAGAUAUCAGACCAGAGCUUCACUAUCAUUCUACAGAUAUCAGACCAGAGCUUCACUAUCCUUCUACAGAUAUCAGACCAGAGCUUCACUAUCCUUCUACAGAGAUCAGACCAGAGCUUCACUAUCCUUCUACAGAUAUCAGACCAGAGCUUCACUAUCCUUCUACAGAGAUCAGACCAGAGCUUCACUAUCCUUCUACAGAUAUCAGACCAGAGCUUCACUAUCCUUCUACAGAUAUCAGACCAGAGCUUCACUAUCCUUCUACAGAUAUCAGACCUGAGCUUCACUAUCCAUCUACAGAUAUCAGACCAGAGCUUCACUAUCCUUCUACAGAUAUCAGACCAGAGCUUCACUAUCCAUCUACAGAUAUCAGACCAGAGCUUCACUAUCCUUCUACAGAUAUCAGACCAGAGCUUCACUAUCCUUCUACAGAUAUCAGACCAGAGCUUCACUAUCCUUCUACAGAUAUCAGACCAGAGCUUCACUAUCCAUCUACAGAUAUCAGACCAGAGCUUCACUAUCCUUAUACAGAUAUCAGACCUGAGCUUCACUAUCCUUCUACAGAUAUCAGACCAGAGCUUCACUAUCCUUAUACAGAUAUCAGACCUGAGCUUCACUGUCCUUCUACAGAUAUCAGACCUGAGCUACACUAUCCUUCUACAGCAGUGGUCACCAACCUUUUCUGAGUCAAGAUCGCUUUCGCAGUCAAAAAGCAAGCCGAGAUCUACCACUCAGAUUAUUUUUUAAACAUGACUUAAAAAGGUAACAUUAACCUAAUAAAAACAGUUGUGUAGGAAUGAGGUUUGUGCAGUAGGCCUAAUACAUUAUGAGAGCGUAUUGGCUAUAUGCCUGUUCUGCCAAUAUUGUUCUUCUCAGACCAUAUUAUAUUUCAAAACUCGAGCUUUGAUAACAAAAUUGAUCAGUUGUUGUAACACUUGCGAGGCACAGCUGAGCAUAAAUUGAAAUAAUUUGCAAACCAUUUGCUUUUUUAUUUUACUGGACUGAUGGUACCUGCAUCUGAUGGUCAUGGUGCUUUGAAGUCAACUGGGUCCUCGGAGGUCAAAUUAUGACAUCAGUGAUCAGACUGGCCAACAGGGCUUCUGAAUCAAGUGCACCUACCACCAACAGGGCUUCUGAAUCAAAUGCACCUACCACCAACAGGGCAACAUGAAUAAAAAGGAGCGCAAGCGUUUAUCACAGCCUUUAUCACAGUCUUUAUCACAGCCUUUAUCACAGCCUUUAUAACAGCCUUUAUCACAGUCUUUAUCACAGCCUUUAUCACAGACUUUAUCACAGCCUUUAUCACAGCUUUUAACAUAACGUUUAUCACAGCCUUUAUCACAGCCUUUAUCACAGUCUUUAUCACAGCCUUUAUCACAGCCUUUAUCACAGUCUUUAUCACAGCCUUUAUCACAUCCUUUAUUAGAGUCUUUAUCACAGCCGUUAUCACAGCCUUUAUCACAGCCGUUAUCACAGCCUUUAUCACAGCCAUUAUCAUUGGCUUUUCUACAGAAAUGUUUGGUGAUCGACUAGGAAUGACUUGAAGAUCAACCAGUUGAUCACAACCACUGCACUAGGGUAUAUUCACUAUUGUAUAUUCAGUAGGGUAAUGUCAACUAUAUAUUCACUAGAGUAUAUUCACUAUUGUAUAUUCACUAUGGUAAUGUCAACUGUUUAUUGAAAAUAGCUAUAUUACAGGGUCAUUAUUCCUGAAAACCAAUGGUGGUCAUGACUGCUAUUCUGCCUUGUAACACUAUUAUGGAAAUGGUACUCUCCCUAUCUCUCCCUCUCUCUCGCUCCCACCCUCUCCCUCCAAACAUAUCCCUCCUUCCCCACCACUCUCCCCACUCUCCCCCCUCUCUUCCAAGGCUGUGACGGAGGCCCUCCUGUCCCUACAGAUGUUGUACCCUAGGAGGAACCUUCCUGCAGAACAAUGGCGCAGCGCUCAGCUUCUCAGUCUCCUCAGCACACCUGCUGCCAUGCUGGACCCUGCCUGCUGCGACAGGUGAAACCCAGGGAGGAGAAGAGAGAAGGAGAAGAGAUGAGACAGGAGAGAAGAAGAAGUGAAGAGCAGAGAGGAGAAGAGAAGCGAAGAGAAGAGAAGAGGGAGAGGAGGGAGGGAUGAGGAGGCGGAGGGAGCGCGAGCAGAGGCGGGAGUGAGGAGAGGAGUAGGGAGGAGAGGAAGAGAGGCAGGGAAGAGUGAGGCGGAGGAGACGAGAGAGCGGAGAGGUAGAGGAGAUGGCUGUACGUGAGCUGAGAGGAAUUGGAGGGAGAGGCUUAUUGAUGGUAUUCUUGAUUUCUUUCGCUAUUUAGUACUAUUAGUCUCUAUUCUUUAUUAUCCUGAAAGUCAUUUCUACUCUCCAUCCUCUCCAUAUUCUUUCUAUUUUUUGUUUGUUUAUUUCUCUUAUCUUCUUCCCUUUUUCUAUUUAUUUUCCUUUUCUGUCCUCUCGUCCUCUCUUCCCCGCCCUAGAAUGUCCUGUCUGCUGAUAUGAAAGGCAGCCACUGGCUUCUUUGAAGUAUCAAAUCAAAUCAAAUCAAUUGUUAUUUUCCACAUGCGCCAGUGUAGACCUUACAGUGAAAUGCUUACUUACAUGCCCUUAAACAACAAUGCAGUAUUAAGAAAAUAAAAAAUAAAGUGUUAAGUAAAAAAUAGAUAAGUCAAAAAUAAAAAUAGCAAAUAAUUAAAGAUUAACAAAGAAAUAACAGUAGGUUGGCUAUAUUCAGGGUGUACCGGUACAGAGUCAAUGUGUGGGGGCACCAGUUAGUCAAGGUAAUUGAGGUAAUAUGUACAUGUGGGUAGAGUUGAAGUGACUAUGCAUAGAUAAUAAACAGAGUAGCAGCAGCGUAAAAGAGGGGGUGGGGGUGGGCAAUGGGCAAUACAAAUAGUCCGGAUAGCCAUGAUUAGCUUUUCAGGAGUCUUAUGGGUUGGGGAUAGAAGCUGUUAAGAAGCCUUUUGGACAUAGACUUAGCGCUCCGGUACCGCUUGCCGUGCGGUAGCAGAGAGAGCAGUCUACGAAUAGGAUGGCUGGAGUCUGACAAUUUUUAGGGCCUUCCUCUGACACCGUCUGGUAUAGAGGUCCUGGAUGGCAGGAAGCUUGGCCCCAGUGAUGUACUGGGACGUACGCACUACCCUCUGUAGUGCCUUGCGGUUGGAGGCAGAGCAGUUGCCAUACCAGGCGGAGAUGCAACCAAUCAGGAUGCUCUCAAUGGUGCAGCUGUAGAACUUUUUGAGGAUCUGAGGGCCCAUGCAAAAUCUUUUCAGUCUCCUGAGGGGGAAUAGGCUUUGUUGUGCCCUCUUCACGACUGUCUUGGUGUGUUUGGACAAUGAUAGUUUGUUGGUGUUGUGGACACCAAGGAACUUGAAGCAUUCAACCUGUUCCACUACAGCCCCGUCGAUGAGAAUGGGGGCGUACUCAGUCCUCAUGUUUUUCCUGUAGUCCACAAUCAUCUCCUUUGUCUUGAUCACGUUGAGGGAGAGGUUGUUAUCCUGGCACCACACGGCCAGGUCUCUGACCUCCUCCCUAUAGGCUGUCUCAUCGUUGUCGGUGAUCAGGUCUACCAGUGUUGUGUCGUCUGCAAACUUAAUGAUGGUGUUGGAGUCGUGCCUGGCCAUGCAGUCAUGGGUGAACAGGGAGGACAGGAGGGGACUGAGCACGCACCUCUGAGGGGCCCCCGUGUUGAGGAUCAGUGUGGCAGAUGUGUUGUUACCUACCCUUACCACCUGGGGGCGGCCCGUCAGGAAGAACAGGAUCCAGUUGCAGAGGGAGGUGUUUAGUCCCAGGAUCAUUAGCUUAGUGAUGAGCUUUGGGGGCACUAUGGUGUUGAACGCUGAGCUGUAGUCAAUGAAUAGCAUUCUCACGUAGGUGUUCCUCUUGUCCAGGUGGGAAAGGACAGUGUGGAGUGCAAUAGAGAUUGCAUCAUCUGUGGAUCUGUUGGGGCGGUAUGCAUAUUGGAGUGGAUCUAGGGUUUCUUGACGUGAGUCAUGACCAGCCUUUCAAAGCACUUCAUGGCUACAGAUGUGAGUGCUACGGGUCUGUAGUCAUUUAGGCAGGUUGUCUUAGUGUUCUUGGGCACAGGGACUAUGGUGGUCUGCUUGAAACAUGUUGGUAUUACAGACUCAGUCAGGGACAUGUAGAAAAUGUCAGUGAAGACACUUGCCAGUUGGUCAGCGUAUGAUCGGAGUACACGUCCUGGUAAUCCGUUUGGCCCUGCGGCCUUCUGAAUGUUGACCUGCUUAAAAGUUAUCGGCUACGGAGAACAUGAUCACAUAGUCAUCCGGAACAGCUGAUGUUAUAAUAAUAAUAAUAUAAUAUGCCAUUUAGCAGACGCUUUUAUCCAAAGCGACUUACAGUCAUGCAUGCAUACAUUUUUGUGUAUGGGUGGUCCCGGGGAUCGAACCCACUACCUUGGCGUUACAAGCGCCGUGCUCUACCAGUUGAGCUACAGAGGACCAUGUCCUCAUGCAUGCUUCAUUGUUGCUUGACUCGAAGUGAGCAUAGAAGUGAUUUAGCUCGUCUGGUAGGCUUGUGUCACUGGGCAGCUCGCGGGUGUGCUUCCCUUUGUAGUCUGUAAUAGUUUUCAAGCCCUGCCACAUCCGACGAGCGUCGGAGCCGGCGUAGUACGAUUUAAUCUUAUACCUGUAUUGACUCUUUGCCUGUUUGAUGGUUCGUCUGAGGGCAUAGCGAGAUUUCUUAUAAGCAUCCGGGUUAGAGUACCGCUCCUUGAAAGCGGCAGCUUGGCUUCUGGUUGGGGUAUGUACGUACAGUCACUGUCGGGACGACGUCAUCGAUGCACUUAUUGAUGAAGCCAGUGACUGAUGUGGUGUUCUCCUCAAUGCUAUCGGGAAGAAUCCCAGAACAUAUUCCAGUCUGUGCUAGCAAAACAGUCCUGUAGCUUAGCAUCUGCGUCAUCUGACCACUUCCUUAUUAACCGAGUCACCACUUCCUUAUUAACCGAGUCACCACUUCCUUAUUAACCAUAGUGUUCUGCGUUGGUCUCUGUGCCCAGUGGUUCUCUUCAUGUGGGAUUCAAAGCUUCAGCCAAGAAACAGAGACCACUAUGCAUUGUACACCUAAUACCAUGGCACAUACUAUAUUUUGUAUUGAGUAUUGUGUCUGUUUACAAAUCCCUUUAGAAGAAGUUAGCGUGUGCAUCUGCAACAGCAAAACAUGCCUUUUAGAUAGUCAGCAUUUGUCUGUGUUAUCAUGAAGUACAAUAAUUGCAUGACAUCUGUAAAUAAUCACACUGUUCUAAAGAGUUGACUAUUGAUUACUUAUUAUUAACUAAUUAAAUGACUGACUUGUGUUUCCAACAGAUGACCUGUGAGUACUUGUCCUUAGAGGUGAUGGAGCGCUGGAUCCUUCGUGAGUGCUAGCUAUUAUCUUCAGACUCAGUGUAUUGCUGCUUUCUGAAAAAAAGGCUUCAGUGGUUGCACACUGUAUUCACAUAUUCACGUUGAUCUCUCCUCUCCUCCAGUGGGUUACCUGCUGUGUCACAGCAGUCUGAACACCAACCAGUCAUCUCAGGAGCUGUGGAAGAUGGCCCUCCGCAGCGGCCUUUAUCUCACUAUCGUCAGGGAUGAGACAAUCAACAUCCACAAGGUCACAGAGGAAUGCUUCGAAGGCCUGAAAGGGUAUGACAUUAUAAUGACAUUUGGGAGUCAAGCUGAUUCUACAUUUGUUCUGGGCCCUGGUUUCCAAUGUUCUGGGCCCUGGUUCCCAAUGUUCUGGGCCCUGGUUUCCAAUGUUCUGGGCCCUGGUUCCCAAUGUUCUGGGCCCUGGUUCCCAAUCUUCUGGGCCCUGGUUCCCAAUGUUCUGGGCCCUGCUUCCCAAUGUUCUGGGCCCUGGUUCCCAUUGUUCUGAGCCCUGCUUCCCAAUGUUCUGGGCCCUGGUUCCCAAUGUUCUAUGCCCUGGUUUCCAAUGUUCUGGGCCCUGGUUCCCAUUGUUCUGAGCCCUGGUUCCCAUUGCUCUGAGCCCUGGUUCCCAAUGUUCUGAGCCCUGGUUCCCAAUGUUCUAGGCCCUGGUUCCCAAUGUUCUAGGCUGAGGUUCUCAAUGUUCUGGACCCUGGUUUCCAAUGUUCUGGGCCCUGGUUCCCAAUGUUCUGGGCCCUGGUUCCCAAUGUUCUGGGCCCUGGUUCCCAAUGUUCUGGGCCCUGGUUCCCAAUCUUCUGGGCCCUGGUUCCCAAUGUUCUGGGCCAUGCUUCCCAAUGUUCUGGGCCCUGGUUCCCAUUAUUCUAUGCUCUGGUUUCCAAUGUUCUGGGCCCUGGUUCCCAUUGUUCUGAGCCCUGGUUCCCAUUGCUCUGAGCCCUGGUUCCCAAUGUUCUGAGCCCUGGUUCCCAAUGUUCUAGGCCCUGGUUCCCAAUGUUCUAGGCCCUGGUUCCCAAUGUUCUGGACCCUGGUUUUCCAAUGUUCUGUUCCCGGGUUCCCAAUGUUCUGGGCCCUGGUUCCCAAUGUUCUGGGCCCUGGUUCCCAAUCUUCUGGGCCCUGGUUCCCAAUGUUCUGGGCCCUGGUUCCCAUUGUUCUGAGCCCUGGUUCCCAUUGCUCUGAGCCCUGGUUCCCAAUGUUCUGAGCCCUGGUUCCCAAUGUUCUAGGCCCUGGUUCCCAAUGUUCUAGGCCCUGGUUCCCAAUGUUCUGGACCCUGGUUUUCCAAUGUUCUGUUCCCGGGUUCCCAAUGUUCUGUUCCCGGGUUCCCAAUGUUCUGGGCCCUGGUUCCCAAUGUUCUGGGCCAUGCUUCCCAAUGUUCUGGGCCCUGGUUCCCAUUGUUCUGAGCCCUGCAUCCCAAUGUUCUGGGCCCUGGUUCCCAAUGUUCUAUGCCCUGGUUUCCAAUAUUCUGGGCCCUGGUUCCCAUUGCUCUGAGCCCUGGAUCCCAAUGUUCUGAGCCCUGGUUCCCAAUGUUCUAGGCCCUGGUUCCCAAUGUACUAGGCCCUGGUUCCCAAUGUUCUGGAUCCUGCUUUCAAAUGUUCUGGGCCCUGGUUUCCAAUGUUCUGGGCCCUGGCUCCCAAUGUUCUAGGCAGCAACAAAAAAAUGUGUUGGUUAGCAUAUUUUAGCACAUUUAACGAAGCUCCUACAAAGGUUUUAAUUUUAUUAUGAUUGUGGCACUAAGAUGCUUUUGGGAGAGGGCCUGUCUGGUAAGGUGUACUGUACUGAACUAUAAUCUUGGCAAAACUGGUAAACGAUUGUCUGGUACAUCCUUACUGACACCCCUUCUUUGUUUCUUUGUGACAGGUACAGCAAGCGUUUCGCAGAUAUCAAAGAAUGCCGGGAGUAUGCCAUAGUCAACAGGUGAGUUAUCUGCUUGUGUAUAAAACUAUUAAAAUAAACUCAAACUGAGCCUGAAUGUAUGGACCUGCUUCAGAUAGCAGCGGCACCAAUUGGACAAUGGUCUCCCAUUUGACAUCAACAACAAGUAGCAUUAUUUUUCAUGGUCCUUCAAGCCGGAUUAGAACCAGCAUCCAGGGCCACCAUAUGAUUAACAGUUAAAGUCAAGAAUAUAAAUAACUAUGUGUGAUGUUGUCAUAUGUAUGCCAGUGGAGCCAUGCACAGAGAAAGGAGAGGUUUCCUGAGGAAUGCCUUGAAGGAGCUGGUCAAAGUCCUGGAGGAUGAACCUGGACUCCUGGGACCCAAGGUGCAUAACACUCACUCAUUCAGUUCAUCUGGCUAA